Molecule: messenger RNA, 2289 nt
Organism: Alternaria arbusti
Lineage: Eukaryota; Fungi; Ascomycota; Dothideomycetes; Pleosporales; Pleosporaceae
Exons: 2
Coding region: 1-2289 (762 amino acids)
Biological process (GO): protein ubiquitination; rescue of stalled cytosolic ribosome
Molecular function (GO): ubiquitin protein ligase activity; ribosome binding
Source: RefSeq, a predicted model, not a curated record
AUGGCCUCGACAGGCGCCUCAGAAACCCCGCAAAUUCCUGCAAGCCCGCAACGGAGAGGGGGAAGAGGGCGUGGGCGCGGCAGAGGUGCACACGGUGGAGAAGAUGGCCACGAGAAAUUCGGAGGGCGAGGCCGUGGACGGGGCGGCUUCCAGAACCGCGGGCGAGGUCGCGGCAACAGAGACAGCGCGGGCACUCGCGGUGGACACGCGCCGGAGAAGGGCAAGGCGCCUGCCAUAGACACAGAAGAGAGCGGACACGCCCCACCGACUCUCGUCAAGCCCAACCUCCAGCAGUCGGACAACGAAGACGACGAUGCCGAAGUCUGCUUCAUUUGCGCCUCGCCCGUUCAGCACACAGCCGUCGCUCCUUGCAACCACCGCACAUGUCACAUCUGCUCCAUCCGAAUGCGGGCGUUGUAUAAAACAAAGGCCUGUGCACAUUGUCGAACCGAGUCGGACCACGUUAUCCUUACAGACGACGCCGAGAAGAACUACGAGGACUUCUCCACCGCUGAGUUUUUCAAAUCCGACGAUACCCUGGGCAUACACUUUGAGAACUCUGGCGUGUUUGAAGACGCGCGACUGCUGUUACAGUACAACUGCCCCGACGGCGAUGACCUCUGUACGCGGAACAAAAAGGUCUUUACCCACGAGCACGUCCUAUUCACGAUGGCCGAGCUACGACGGCACCAGAAGUUUGGCGACGAUAAUCCUGGAGCGAUAGAUCAAAGCGGAUUCAAAGGGCACCCGGAGUGCGGUUUCUGCAACCAGCGUUUCUACGGCGACGACGAACUGUACACCCAUUGCAGAGACAAGCACGAGCGCUGCCACAUUUGCGACCGCCGGGAGGGAGGAAGCAGGAAACAACAAUACUACGUCAACUACGAUUCGCUCGAGGUGCACUUUCGGAAAGACCAUUUCCUUUGCCCAGACCGAGAGUGUCUAGAGAAGAAGUUCGUCGUGUUCGAUUCUGAGAUGGACCUCAAGGCGCACCAGUUGGAGGUGCAUCCCAACGGUCUUUCCAAGGACGCUUUACGGGAUGCCCGGAGAGUCGACAUGUCUGGCUUCCAAAUUAGGGCGCCUCACGAGCAAGGUCAGGGUAACAACAGGCGAGACGAGCGCAGACGCGAGGGCGGCAGAGGCCGUGGGCGCGGACGGGAUCCGAACGCUGAGCCAGUGCCUGCGUCGUCUGCGCAGCCCUUGAGCAGAGCAGAGCUUGCUUACCAGCGGCAGAGGGAGGCUCAGAACACUCACUCGGUGACUGGAAGAACUUUUGGGGGCCAGCUCUCUGCACCAACUCCAGGCGAGGCGUUCGCUGCUAGACCGCCUCCAAGCGCCUCAGAGCCUCCUACCGUUACUGCGUCACGCCCAACCCCAGCGGCUGCCAACAAUAUCACAAAUGGCGUCGCUCAACUAAGCAUGGACACACAACCACCCAACCCAGUUCCACAGACGCCCCAGGACCAGGCUAGACUGUUGCGUCACAACGCAGUUACGGAACGGGCCACAAACAUGCUUCGGGGUAGCGAGAUCAAGCUGCAAGAGUUCAGAGCCGCGGUAUCGGCCUAUCGCAACUCCAAGGUAUCCGCGCCACAGCUCAUCGACGGGUUCUUUGCGCUAUUCGACGCCAACUCGAAGGAGAUGGGGAAGCUGAUCAAAGAAUUGGCGGACAUCUUUGAGAUGCCAGGGAAGCGUGAAGCUCUAUUGAAGGCUUGGAAUGAUUGGAAGGCUAUCAACGAGGACUAUCCAUCAUUACCUGGCUCUGCGACAGGCUUGAACGGGGGAUCGACUGCGCGAGGAGGUUCGCGGGUACUGAAGCUGAAGAGCUCAACAGCGCAAUCAUCUCGAUCCACAGCCAACCAGCAAGCCAGUUGGUCAAACGCAUCGUCGAGCAACCCAUUCCCAGCUUUGCCAGCACCUUCGGGUCGUGUCGGUGCGAAGCCCGGACAAACGCCUUGGGCCUCAUCUGCCGCAACGAGCGCGCGCCCCUCGCCCAUGCCAUCACGAGUCGCAUCAUCAACAAACGUGAACAAGAAGCCUGCUGCCGCAGACGCCUUCCCAGCUCUCCCCGCAGCAGCGAAACCCACCAGCACAAUCUUCAGUCCUGGCUACACUGGCCAUGGUCUACGACGCGACAACAGCGGACGCAACACUCCAGUGAGUAACCCUUGGGCUGGCCCGUCCGGCACGAAUAGCGGUACGUCAACACCGGCUUUGGAGGAUGCAGGAGCGGCAGGGAAGAAGAAGGGCAACAAGGGCAAAAAGCAGACACUCUUCCAGUGGGGUUAG